Molecule: messenger RNA, 699 nt
Organism: Caenorhabditis elegans
Lineage: Eukaryota; Metazoa; Nematoda; Chromadorea; Rhabditida; Rhabditidae
Source: the annotation of a RefSeq genome assembly
GUACCUGUCUCCAUCAUCGGAAUGUUCGAGAAUCGUUACUUUCAAAUCUUCGCACAACAAAGCCAAUGGCGGUACUUCCGAUAUCCAUUUCUCAUUUUCAACUACCUAUGGGCAAUUCUCUAUUGUGUUCCUGUUAUCAAAGAUAUUCCAAAUCAAAAAUAUGCUCGAAUUGAAGUAUUCCAUAAAUAUCCUCAAAUCUUUGACUACGAGUCUGUCGAAUCAAAAAUCUUUGUGAUCACCUUGGGCUUUACUAGAAUUGCAGUACAACAAGUUAUUUUCACAGUUUUGGUUCUUGUAGAGGCUUGUGUUUUUGUGGGGCUUAUUCGGGUUAAUAUGAAUAAGGCUAUGAAAGAAGUUCAUUUGUCACUAUCGAAGCAUACCAUUCACAUGCAUAAAGCUUUUAUUAAAGCUUUGAAUUUACAGAUCGCAAUCCCCAUGAUAACCCUGUGUGCUCCCACCAUCAUUGGUGUUUUAUUCGGAUCAAUCAUCAUCAACCAUCAAGGUUUCAACAAUGUUGUAUACAUUUGCUCAUCACUUCACGGAGUCUUAUCAACACUUAUCAUGAUUUAUCUACAGAAUCCAUACAGAGCUGUGGUGAUGAGAAUAUUUUGCUCAGGAUGUCAGAGUCUGCAAGGAAGUCAGAAUAUUGUAUCGAGCACGAAGCGGAGGAAGGCGGAAGGCGUUGUUACGUUUUUCUAG